AUGUCAUUCCUCACCCAACUCAAGCUCAAGAUCAAAAAAACCGUCAGCAAAUACUGCACUUCAUCCAUUAAGAGGAGGGCCUCAACUGGCGGAUUCCCCGGCCCAAAACUUGGAGAUGGAACAAAGCCCGCAAAACGAUGUCUAAGCUGCCAGACGGUGUGGAUCGAGGCUCCCUCUGAAUUGUGCAGUAGCUGUAGGGAUUUCCGUGGAUUAGGUCUUUUUUUGAUUUUUUUGAUUGAUUGCUAAUAGCGGUAGGAAUAGGCGAAGUGAGUCCACACGCGCGCCCCGCCUUCCGGGAGGAGGGAGAAUCGACGAAGAAGAAGGGUGGUGAUGGGGAAGGAGGGGUUGGAGAAGCUGGACAGGCCUCUGGUGGGGAGUGCGAGGCUCAAGGAGAGGCUACAGAGGAAGGCCCGACACUAGAUAAUAUCCUCAGAGGGGAUUUUCCAAAGGAGAUUGGAGAAGGGUUUUCGUGGAAAGAUUGA
Messenger RNA from Tuber aestivum (summer truffle), 482 nucleotides. The record is from the annotation of a GenBank genome assembly. NCBI's taxonomy places the organism in Eukaryota, Fungi, Ascomycota, Pezizomycetes, Pezizales, Tuberaceae.